AAAUGUUGGUCUUCUAAUCCGGACCGGCGUCCAACAUUGGAUUAUAUUUUAAAAGAACUUGACAAAUUAUUGUUUGACCCGGCUAUUGAGUUCGUCACAAAUAACAUAAAUCAAAUAAUUACACAGUCUGAAUUAUAUCCUAAUGAAGAUGAUGAUGUAAAUAAAUAUGGUUAUUGUUGCAUUGAAUGUGAAGAUACAAUUGACAGAUUGGCUCUCGACAAUUUACCAUUAAAUAAACAUUCCUUUAGUAUUUGUAAAUCAUCGACUCAAAGUCAUAAUGGUCUUGUAUUGAUUUCCGAUCAGCAUAAAAUAAUAAAGCCUAUUGAAUUAGUAAACGGGAAUUUGGUAAUAGAAUGUCCUGUGCACUCAAGCUUAUUAACAGAUAGCCCUCAUGAAAGUUCAAAAGAAUUUACACAUAUGAGAUAUACUGCCUGCACAAGCAAGCCAGAUUCUUUCAAGCAAGAAAAUUUUACCCUUCGUCAAGUUGGAUAUGAACCUAUGAGACAGACCGAAUUAUUUAUCUUAAUAACUGUAAAUAAUGAAGACGAAAUUCUAUUAUCUAGUACUCUUCAGAGGAUUAUAGAAAAUAUUGCUUACCUUUGUUCCCUUACAGAGUCUCCGACAUGGGGAGAAGACGGAUGGAAAAAGAUUAUCUUAUGCAUAAUUUCGGAUCAUAAUAAGAUUAAUAAACGUACUUUAUCAUAUUUAAAGACACUUGGUGUUUAUCAGGAUGGUAUUGCAAGAUCAAAAGUGAAUAAUAAAACA
Messenger RNA from Cetraspora pellucida, 765 nucleotides. The record is from the annotation of a GenBank genome assembly. NCBI's taxonomy places the organism in Eukaryota, Fungi, Glomeromycota, Glomeromycetes, Diversisporales, Gigasporaceae.